Messenger RNA from Candidula unifasciata, 1419 nucleotides. Lineage: Eukaryota; Metazoa; Mollusca; Gastropoda; Stylommatophora; Geomitridae. The record is from the annotation of a GenBank genome assembly.
AUGUUGUCGCGAUAUAUGGUUAGUCUCGGCAGUGCUAUUUUUGCUGUUGCUGCUGGAGCAUACAUUUUAUGGGGACCUUCAAAGAAAAGGCCCAAAGGUAAAGACAACCUUACCUGCCGGGGCCUUGUGAAUCUAGGGAAUUCUUGCUUUCUCAACUCAUUGCUCCAGUCAUGGGCUGCCUGCCCUUCCCUGUAUGGUUGGUUACGCCAGUCAGUGUCGCCAGGGAAUGCUGGCAGUAUCCUCGGCAGUGCUGUGUUUAAAGUACUGCAAGUUCUCAACAAUGAGGUAGAUAAUGCUCCUGACCCAUAUAACCCCAGCCAGGUGUUUCAUGCUCUGAGGGCCCGGAGGUGGGUCAUCACAUCAGAGGAGCAGGACACGCACGAACUGUUUCACGUGAUGGUUGAAACUCUGGAGGAGGAAACGUCUAGCUACCCCAGGGUUCUGUCCUUGUUCGAUGUCCAGCACCUACAGAGCCCAGCCAACGUGUAUCAGUCGGAGAAACAUGCCAGGACCCGGAGCCAGGGUUUACUUCCGGUCCUGCCUGUGAGGUCAGUAGAACAACCGACCCGUGGCCUCCUGGCCAGCCAGUUGCAGUGCCUCACCUGUGGAGCACGAAGUGCCGUGAAAUAUGAUGCCUUUGAUAGCCUCAGUCUUAGUUUUCCUAGAAAUUAUUGGGGCUCGCUGAGUCUGGACAACCUCUUGAGUCAGUUCAUCUCACCAGAGGUGGUGCAGAUGGUAGAGUGUGGGGAGUGUGCCAAGAUUGCCAAGACGGAGACUGUCAAGUCAAACUUUAGGAAGAAAGUCUCCAUUGGAAAGUUGCCCCAGGUUCUGUGUAUACACCUACCUCGCACACAGUGGCUAGACAACGGAGCACCGGUCAAGCGGUUUGACCAUGUCAGUUUUCCAGAGACACUCCACAUGGAUCAGUUCUUGUACUGUAGGCAGAGGAAAGGUGCUGGAGAUGCAGCAGGCCUUCAGGGAGGGAUGGACAUCACAUUACACAUGCUGAGCCGAACCUCCAGAGCAGUCAGCGCACCCACAUCAGCUGCCGUCAAUCUUUUAAGAACCUUAAACUUUGAUCAGCAGUUCACACAAACAGGCUUGUUCCUCCACCCACAGAGGGCGCCACAGAUCCCCAGCGACCUCAGCGAUGUCAACCACAAUGCCCCACUAGAGGUCAUCAAAUCCAGCACAGGAGAGUUCUCCUACCGUCUGGCUGCUGUGGUGUGUCACCUGGGUGAUAUUCAGCUGGGCCAUUUUGUGGCUUACCGACGAGGCGUCCAUGCUGGUGGGGAUGUCCGAGGUGGCGGUGAUCUGGGAGCCAAGUGGUGGCUAACAUCUGAUUCAGCUGUUCAGAGGGUCUCGUUACAGCAAGUUCUAUCAUCAGAAGCCUAUAUGUUGUUCUACGAGAAGUUAUAA